This is a messenger RNA of Diaporthe citri, 819 nucleotides long. RefSeq lists its product as uncharacterized. NCBI's taxonomy places the organism in Eukaryota, Fungi, Ascomycota, Sordariomycetes, Diaporthales, Diaporthaceae. Gene Ontology annotation, biological process: ADP biosynthetic process. Gene Ontology annotation, molecular function: AMP kinase activity; ATP binding. The coding region runs from base 1 to 819 and encodes 272 amino acids. The record is from RefSeq and is a predicted model, not a curated record. Gene Ontology annotation, cellular component: mitochondrion; cytoplasm. The transcript has 4 exons.
AUGGGCAUCAUCGAGGAUGAAGUCAAGGGCCUCCACGCCAAGCUCGAGGGGCUCGAGUCGCGCAUAAAGUCCCUCGAAUCCAGGCAAUUCGGCGGCCCCCUCACCACCGAGCAGGUCCGCAUGAUCCUGAUCGGUCCUCCUGGCGCUGGAAAGGGCACGCAAGCCCCCAAGAUCAAGGAGAAGUUCAACUGCUGUCACCUGGCAACCGGCGACAUGCUGCGAUCCCAAGUCGCCAAGAAGACCCCUCUGGGUCGGGAGGCCAAGAAGAUUAUGGACGCAGGUGGCCUCGUCAGUGACGACAUUGUCAUCGGCAUGAUCAAGGCCGAGCUGGACAACAACCAGGAGUGCAAGGGAGGAUUCAUCCUCGACGGCUUCCCCCGCACCGUGCCCCAGGCCGAGGGCCUCGACUCCAUGCUGAAGGAGCGCAACCAGAAGCUGCAGCACGCCGUGGAGCUGCAGAUCGACGACGCCCUGCUGGUGGCGCGCAUCACGGGCCGGUUGGUCCACCCGGCCUCGGGCCGUAGCUACCACCUGACCUUCAACCCGCCCAAGGUCCCCAUGACCGACGAUAUCACGGGCGAGCCCCUGAUCCAGCGCUCCGACGACAAUGCCGACGCCCUCAAGAAGCGCCUCGCCACCUACCACCAGCAGACCACCCCCGUCGUGGGCUACUACCAGAAGACGGGCAUCUGGAAGGCCAUCGACGCCAGCCAGGAGCCCGGCCAGGUCUGGAAGAGCCUGCUGGCCGUCUUCGACGGCGACAAGGACAAGGCCAAGAGCAGCGGCGCUGGCAUCCUGAGCAGGAUCGCUGGUCGUUAG